Molecule: messenger RNA, 2125 nt
Organism: Castor canadensis (American beaver)
Lineage: Eukaryota; Metazoa; Chordata; Mammalia; Rodentia; Castoridae
Gene: Amigo2
Product: adhesion molecule with Ig like domain 2
Biological process (GO): brain development
Cellular component (GO): membrane
Molecular function (GO): protein binding
Source: RefSeq, a predicted model, not a curated record
GGGCCCCACAGCCUCCUGAGCGCGGAGAGGCGGGGCGGCUCCGACCGGCAGCCGCGCCCCCGCCCCUCGGCUUGGCUCGGCUCAGCUCCGGUUGCGGGGCGCCCCGCGCGCGGGCACACGGCGGCCGGAGCGCCGACGCGGUACCUUCAGCCGUGCCAUGAGAAGAGCCCGGGAGUAGCAAGUGGAGCCCGUGGAGAGGGUGGCGGCGCCUGGGGUGGCUGCUGCCACCGCGGCUGCUUGAAACUCCCCAAAGUUGAAAGCCGGAGAGAGGCUGCCGCCCGCCGGGAGCAAGAGGGAAAGGAAGUAGGAAGGUGCCAGAGGGACAGACGGACGCGCACGGACAGACGCACAGACCUGCAGGAGAUACCGCUGUCGGCGGCCUAUCCCCGGAGCCCGGGAGCUUCCCAGCUCUAUUGACUGGUGGGAGGCUGAGCUGGUGAAAAGGCACCUGGAAGAGACUGGGAGGCGACCAUAAUGUCUUUUCGGUUACACACACUGCCCACCCUGAAUGGAGUUCUCAGACCGGGUUGCAGAGAGCUGCUGUGUUUGUUGGUGAUCACGGUGACUGUGAGCCAAGGCGUCUCCGGGGUGUGCCCCACCGCUUGCAUCUGUGCCACCGAUAUUGUCAGCUGCACCAACAAAAACCUGUCUAAGGUGCCUGGCAACCUUUUCAGACUGAUUAAGAGACUGGAUCUGAGUUAUAACAGAAUAGGGCUUCUGGAUUCCGAGUGGAUUCCAGUAUCAUUUGUCAAGCUGAACACACUCAUUAUUCGCCAUAACGACAUCACCAGUAUUUCCUCGGGCAGUUUUUCCACAACUCCAAAUUUGAAGUGUCUUGACUUAUCAUCCAAUAAGCUGAAGACGGUGAAAAAUGCCGUGUUCCAAGAGUUGAAGGUUCUGGAAGUGCUCCUGCUUUACAAUAAUCACAUCUCCUAUCUUGAUCCUUCAGCCUUUGGAGGGCUAUCCCAAUUGCAAAAACUCUACUUAAGUGGAAACUUUCUUACACAGUUUCCUAUGGAUUUGUAUGUUGGAAGGUUCAAGCUACCAGAACUGAUGUUUUUAGACGUCUCUUAUAACCGGAUUCCCUCCAUACCAAUGCACCAUAUAAAUUUAGUGCCAGGGAAACAGCUGAGAGGCAUCUACCUUCAUGGGAACCCUUUUGUCUGUGACUGUUCCCUGUACUCAUUGCUUAUCUUUUGGUAUCGUCGGCACUUUAGCUCAGUGAUGGAUUUUAAGAACGAUUACACCUGUCGCCUGUGGUCUGACUCCAGGCACUCCCAUCAGCUGCUUCUGCUUCAGGAGAACUUUAUGAAUUGUUCUGAUAGCGUCAUCAAUAGUUCCUUCCGUGCAUUUGGCUUUAUUCACGAGGCCCAGGUCGGGGAAAGGCUGAUUGUCAACUGUGACAGCAAGACUGGUAAUGGCAAUACCGAUUUUGUCUGGGUUGGUCCAGAUAACAGACUGUUGGAGCCAGACAAAGAGAUGGAAAACUUUCACGUAUUUUACAAUGGAAGUCUGGUUAUAGAAAGCCCUCGUUUUGAGGAUGCUGGAGUUUAUUCUUGUAUUGCAAUGAAUAGGCAACGCCUGUUAAAUGAAACUGUGGAUGUCACAAUCCACGUGAGCAAUUUCACUGCAAACAGACCCCACGCUCAUGAGGCAUUUAACACCGCUUUCACCACUCUUGCCGCCUGUGUGGCCAGUAUCGUUUUGGUACUUUUGUACCUCUAUCUCACACCGUGCCCCUGCAAGUGUAAAGCCAAGAGACGGAAAAAUACACUAAACCAAAGCAAUGCCCAUUCAUCUAUUCUCAGUCCGGGUCCCGCUAGUGAUGCCUCCACUGAUGAACGGAAGGCAGGUAAAAGAGUGGUGUUUUUGGAGCCCAUGAAGGAUACUGCAGCAGGGCAGAAUGGCAAAGUCAGGCUCUUACCCAGCGAGACGGUCAUAGCUGAGGGCAUCUUAAAAUCCACAAGGGUGAAGUCUGACUCAGAUUCAGUCAAUUCCGUGUUCUCAGACACACCCUUUGUGGCAUCCACCUAAUUGUGUGCCUGUAUUUGUAAGAUGUCAUCAUUUAGUUUCUCCAUAUUUAUCUUGUCCUGCUAUUUAUUAGCAGGACAGAAAUAAAGAAAAU